GGUCACUCCAGAGGAUUGCCCUGACUGUUCAGAGGGCGAAGUGGGACCGUACGGGUGUGCAGCUGCCAAUCCGAGUGUAUCCUGUUGCCCGGAGUCGCAUUGCUGAAGGCCUCUGGGCCCUGCUCCUGUCCAUUGCUCACUUCCUCCUGGCUGUUGUGAAGAUGUGUCGACAGGCUCUGGUGAAGAACAGGAGAGUCGAUCAGUCGCCGGGGGAGCUCCCUGAGAUUGUGGCUGACCUCCCGCUGGGCCUCUUGUCCCACGUCGGGCUGGAAGACGUGCCGGGGCAGUGUGACGGCGUUUCCCCGGGCCACGCUGAGCCGGAGGAGGACAGACAUCAGGCCUUUUCCAUCUACCUGCCUCAGAACAGCAGGCAGUACUGGCACCUGGGGGAUCUGCAGGGCCCAGAGAGUCCAUCCAGCUUGGGGCCUUCCACCGCCUCCUCCUCCUCAUCCAGCGCCCUGGAGGGUGUGGACGGAGAGGCCAGCUUCCCAUCGUCGUCCAGUAGCCGCCUGAGCGACACCAGCAGCAGACAGCUGGACACCAGCAGCAGACAGCUGGACACCAGCAGCGGCGGCAGCAGCAGCAGCACCUUGGUGUCAUCCUCCUCCUGCUCCUCCCCGCUGGACGACAACGCCCAGGCCAGGAGGCACCCAUUCACACCGGGCCCCCAGCUCUCCCCACACCUGCACAGGCAAGGAGCGGCCCCCUCUGAGGCCUGGCACCACCUCAGCUCCAGCAGCCAGGCCUGGGAGCACGGCAACGCCAACAGGCGGCGACCAUGAAGGGCAGCUCCGCACCCGCCCACUGACACACACCGCAACAACCCCCCCCCUCCCCCCACCCCCCCCACCCUCACUUUCA
This is a messenger RNA of Chiloscyllium plagiosum (whitespotted bambooshark), 861 nucleotides long. NCBI's taxonomy places the organism in Eukaryota, Metazoa, Chordata, Chondrichthyes, Orectolobiformes, Hemiscylliidae. The record is from RefSeq and is a predicted model, not a curated record.